UGGCGGCUGGACGUGUCGGCGGCGGCCGGGGCGAGCGGGCGGCCGGAGCCGCCGCAACAACAACAGCGAGGAGAAGGUGGCGGCGUCCGUCACCGGGCAGCCGGGCUCCCCCCUCCCCCGCGCCGGGGGCCUGUGACAGCCCCGCCCGGCCGCAGCCCCGGGGAGGGGAGGGAGGACUGGGCGGGGGGGAGGCGGAGGCCUGGCCCUGCUUCGCAGCGGUGGGGCCGGCUGAGGCGAGCGAAGGUUCCCCCCCAGCUGCCUGCCUCCCCUCCGCUGCUCUUGUCGCCCCUCGCCGCCGCCGCACGGCCGCGCCCGGAGAGCGGCCCCUUCGCCGAGGCCGCCCGCGGCCCAGCUCGAACGAACGCAGAGAACAUUAUCCCCGUGCAGAUCGCAAUAAAGACCAGAUGUUAUCUAACACACCUACGGCUGGGCUAUCGAAACACUUUGUGCAAGGGGACAGAAAAAAAAUCGCACCACUCCUGCCUCUCGGCGAGGUUUCACCGAGAGGCCUCGCACCCAGCUCUUGGAGCAUCUCUUCUUCAUCAGCCUGACCAGCAUCACAGCCCUCUGCCUGGCACUUGAUCUGAAAGGAAGAACAACCCCCACCCCCUGCACCCAAAAGCUGUGACCAAUGGACAAUAUGUCUAUUACCAACACACCAACAAGUAAUGAUGCUUGUCUGAGCAUUGUCCACAGCUUGAUGUGCCAUCGCCAGGGCGGGGAGAGCGAGACCUUUGCCAAGCGCGCCAUCGAGAGCCUGGUGAAGAAGCUGAAGGAGAAGAAGGAUGAACUGGAUUCUCUGAUCACAGCCAUCACCACCAACGGAGCUCACCCCAGCAAGUGUGUCACAAUACAGAGGACGCUGGAUGGGAGGCUUCAGGUGGCUGGUCGCAAGGGAUUCCCUCAUGUGAUUUAUGCUCGUCUUUGGAGGUGGCCUGAUCUUCAUAAAAAUGAACUCAAGCAUGUUAAAUAUUGUCAGUAUGCUUUUGACUUAAAAUGUGACAGUGUCUGUGUAAACCCUUACCAUUAUGAGCGUGUAGUGUCGCCUGGCAUCGAUCUCUCAGGACUGACACUGCAGAGUUCUGCUCCGUCAAGCAUGCUGGUGAAAGACGAGUACGUUCAUGACUACGAGGGGCAGCCAUCCUUGUCUUCUGCUGAAGGCCAUUCAGUCCAGACCAUCCAGCACCCACCCAGCAACAGGGCAUCUACAGAGCCUUAUAGCACCCCAGCCAUGCUGGCUCCCACCGAGGCUAGCACUACCAGCACCACUAACUUCCCCAACAUUCCUGUGGCUUCAACAAGUCAACCUCCCAGUAUAUUGACAGGUAGCCAUAGUGAUGGACUCUUACAGAUUGCUUCAGGGCCUCAGCCAGGAGCUCAGCAGAAUGGGUUUACAGCUCAGCCAGCUACUUACCAUCACAAUAGUACAACAUCUUGGACUGGAAGUCGGACAGCAGCCUACACACCUACCAUACCUCACCACCAGAAUGGCCAUCUUCAGCAUCACCCACCUAUGCACCCUGGACAUUACUGGCCAGUUCACAAUGAACUUGCAUUCCAGCCUCCUAUAUCAAAUCAUCCUGCUCCAGAGUAUUGGUGUUCCAUUGCAUACUUCGAAAUGGACGUGCAAGUUGGGGAGACGUUUAAGGUCCCCUCCAGCUGCCCCACUGUCACCGUUGAUGGCUACGUGGAUCCCUCUGGAGGAGACCGGUUUUGCCUGGGACAGCUUUCCAACGUGCAUCGAACAGAAGCCAUCGAGAGAGCAAGGUUGCACAUAGGCAAAGGGGUGCAGCUGGAGUGCAAAGGAGAAGGCGAUGUGUGGGUUCGGUGCCUCAGCGACCACGCGGUCUUCGUGCAGAGCUACUACCUGGACAGGGAAGCAGGACGUGCCCCAGGGGAUGCUGUUCACAAGAUUUACCCAAGUGCAUACAUAAAGGUGUUUGAUCUACGCCAGUGUCAUCGUCAGAUGCAACAGCAGGCUGCCACUGCCCAAGCUGCUGCUGCUGCUCAGGCUGCAGCAGUAGCUGGAAACAUCCCUGGACCAGGAUCAGUAGGUGGAAUAGCCCCAGCCAUUAGUCUGUCAGCUGCUGCUGGCAUCGGCGUGGACGACCUCCGCCGCUUGUGCAUACUCAGGAUGAGCUUCGUCAAGGGCUGGGGACCCGACUACCCGAGGCAGAGCAUCAAGGAGACUCCCUGCUGGAUCGAGAUCCACUUACACCGUGCCCUCCAGCUGCUGGACGAGGUCCUCCACACCAUGCCCAUCGCAGACCCGCAGCCUUUAGACUGAGCCCUGCGCCGCGUCCCCUCUGCCCACCUCUGCCGCCGGGGCCGCAGGGGCAGCAGGGGCCGCAGGGGCAGCAGGGGCAGCAGGGGCCGCAGGGGCUGCGGUGCCCUGGGGAUGGUGGUGGGUUGGGAUUGUACCCUACGGUUCUGUCCAUGACCUCCGAGGUCAUCAUACUCUUUUACUUCUGUUCUGCUUUUAACCUCCUCUCGAACCCAGGCGUCCAAAACGCGUUUGCCGCCUUGCUCUUAGCAGGAAGAAGCUGAGCAUGCAGAAUUUGGGUUGGUUUGGGGCUUUGGGUUGGGUUUUUGCUUAUUUUGGGGUUUUGGU
Messenger RNA from Pogoniulus pusillus (Red-fronted tinkerbird), 2611 nucleotides. It is a transcript of the gene SMAD4, whose product is annotated as SMAD family member 4. The record is from RefSeq and is a predicted model, not a curated record. Lineage: Eukaryota; Metazoa; Chordata; Aves; Piciformes; Lybiidae. Gene Ontology annotation, molecular function: DNA-binding transcription factor activity, RNA polymerase II-specific; RNA polymerase II cis-regulatory region sequence-specific DNA binding; I-SMAD binding. The transcript is spliced from 13 exons. Gene Ontology annotation, cellular component: heteromeric SMAD protein complex. Gene Ontology annotation, biological process: anatomical structure morphogenesis; transforming growth factor beta receptor signaling pathway; cell differentiation. The coding region runs from base 632 to 2287 and encodes 551 amino acids.